Molecule: messenger RNA, 1167 nt
Organism: Rosa rugosa (rugosa rose)
Lineage: Eukaryota; Viridiplantae; Streptophyta; Magnoliopsida; Rosales; Rosaceae
Product: F-box/kelch-repeat protein At3g23880-like
Exons: 1
Coding region: 1-1167 (388 amino acids)
Molecular function (GO): protein binding
Source: RefSeq, a predicted model, not a curated record
AUGGGGGACGUCGAUGUCGUGCUUAAGCGAGCUCAUACCAACUUGGGCGACUAUGAGGAAGGUGUGAUUGCGGAGGUCCUCGCAAGGCUACCGGUCAAAUCCUUGAUUCGAUUCCGGUGCGUCUGCAAGUCAUGGCGUGCUUUGAUCUCCGAUUCCUAUUUUGUAAAGAAACACCUCAGCUACGGAGAGAGAGGCAUCACCAAAAGCACUUACAGGCUCAUCAUUUUCAUGGAGGAUGAUAUCUCGACGUUGGAAAUCCUAGCCUUGAAAAAUAUGAAGGAUGAUGAUGAUGAUGAUGAUGAUGGCGAUGGUGCUGCGGGUGGUCAGUUUGCAGUCACUCAGCUGGAUUGUCCUGUAACGAAAACUAUCACUCGUUCCCGUUAUAGAGUUCUUGUUGGUUCUUGCAAUGGCUUGGUUUGUGUAGAACUUGACUCGGAGGUCAUUAUGCUAUGGAACCCUUGUACUAGAGACACCAAGCUUUUACCAAAACCUCCUCGAGUUAAAAAAUCCAAGUUUAUCUACUGCUUUUAUGGACUCGGGCAUGAUUCUGCUAGUGACGACUACAAAGUGAUACGGGGGUUCACUGAUGAUCGUGCUAAGAAAAUCAUGAUUCACAUCUUUUCACUGAAAUCAGGUUCAUGGAGGACUGUCGAAGACAUUGAUUAUGUUAGUGAUCUAAUGCGGCAGGGGUUGUUCUUAAAUGGAGCUCUGCAUUGGUUAUAUAGUCUACCCGAAGGGGGCUCCAGCAUUUUGUCUUUUGAUUUAGGGGCAGAGAAAUUUCAGAAGACAAUUCCGUUACCCUAUGAUGACUGGUUUCGUGAUCCCUUGAUUCAUAAAAAUUGUCUCUGUGUGCCUACUUGCCCAACUGGAACCAACAGUUUCAACAUAUGGAUGAUGAAAGAAUAUGGGGUCAAGGAAUCCUGGACUGAAGUCUUACAAUUUUCUUUGAUUGACGAGAAUAUUUAUGCAGAGCAUUAUGAUGAUUAUACACAACAUUUCAGGCCUGUGUGCAUGUUAGAGAAUGGUGUGGUUUUGGUUGACGAGAUGGGUCAUUAUGAAGACCUCAUGGUAUCAUCUAGGCUAUGUUUGGGGGGGCUUUUUUGCUCCCCUGCUUAUAAGCACAAGAGCAUCAUGCGUUUGGUAACUGAGCUUAUUCUCAGGCUUUAA